This is a messenger RNA of Protopolystoma xenopodis, 468 nucleotides long. The record is from the annotation of a GenBank genome assembly. NCBI's taxonomy places the organism in Eukaryota, Metazoa, Platyhelminthes, Monogenea, Polystomatidea, Polystomatidae.
AUGGACCAUUGUGAUAUCUGCUGCGAAACUGCUGUUGAGAAGACGGUGCCCUGCAUAAUGGAGCUGUCCUCGGGGCGGAGAAAUAGAAAGAUCCUGUUGAAAACAGAUUGGAUUUGCAGCUCGAUCGCACGUCUAGGUGUCGUUAUUAUAAUCGACCAUUGGCCUCGAAGUGGAGCGGUUACCCUCCUCAAGGACGACAGGGACGCAUCACACUGGACGGCAAUGCUGCGCUUCGACUCGGACACUCAGUCAGUGUCACUGCUCUGGAGCGAUAAACCACUCGCACAUCAGCAGGAACGUCGUGUACUUCGCUUUAAACAGCCCGUCCAGCUCAUAAAGACCGAGUGGCCAAAGCGCGCGAAAUCUAGACUGCCAUGGCUGGCGGUUUUGUGUCUGCUUUGCAGGAUUGAUAGGCUCCAGAAUUUUGUUGACACAAACACUCGUCACUCAAGCGCAAUAUUUAUUUAA